This is a messenger RNA of Chlamydomonas reinhardtii, 3962 nucleotides long. RefSeq lists its product as uncharacterized. Bases 190 to 2688 code for a protein of 832 amino acids. The record is from RefSeq and is a predicted model, not a curated record. The transcript has 8 exons. Gene Ontology annotation, biological process: protein ubiquitination. Lineage: Eukaryota; Viridiplantae; Chlorophyta; Chlorophyceae; Chlamydomonadales; Chlamydomonadaceae. Gene Ontology annotation, molecular function: ubiquitin-protein transferase activity.
AUAGUAUUUGGGACGUGGUUUAAGGGACAGCAAGGACUCAACAAGACCUGACGCGGGAGAUCCUAUUUGACAUUUCUAGCGCAAAGGUCGGAGAUAAUCGAUUGGGACCAUUUCAUGGCACAUGCCUCAUAUCUGAUCUCUAGGUUGUAAAGACAGCCGCUUUGACGCUCUGCGGCUGGAAGACCGCAAAUGGCGCGCGAAGUGCUCUCGCCGGCUGCAGCUGCAUUGUCGCAGCUGGCGUCCUGCAACCUUAAGGAGCUGCACCUGAAGCGCGCGGACGGCAGCCGCAUCCUGGACUCGCUGCACGCCUCCUGCCGUGCCGCGAAGGUCAUCCCCGCCUCCGCCCCCGACGCCACGCCCAAGGAGCGCUACCUCGCGGUGUUUGACGCCGCGCUUGCGGGCGGGCUGGGCUGCUGGAUCCUGGACUAUGUGGAGGUGGUGUGUGCCGACCGCCACCUCACAUCCAACGACCCGCUGGAGGCUUACCUGCUGGACGGCGGCUUCGUCAAGGCCUGGGCGGCAGCGUGCCUGGCUCGCGCCGAGCAGGCCGCCACGUCAGCGUUGACCGCCGACAUGGCCUUCCACAGCUUCCAGUCCAGCGGGCAGCUGCAGGGCCAGUUGGCGCAGACGCGGGUGCUGGUGGCGGUGCUGCGGGCGCUGGACCGCAUCCGCGCGGCGGCGGCGGGCGGCGCCAUGGCGGGGGUGGCGGGCGGCGCAGCGGGCGACAGACUGUCUGUGAAGGAGGAGCUGCGCCAGGCGGUGCUGCUGGAGCAGGCGUUCCAGGUGAUGGACUGGUGCGCGCGCCAAGGCCUGGCGGAGCCGCGCGCCGCCGCCACCGGCCGCUUCGGCUCCUACCCCGAGUGGUCGCGCGCCGUCAAUGCACGCCGUGCACGCGCCGCGCCCCGGCCGCUAUUCCUGGACUCGCUGCUGCAGUCUCUGUCGCUGUCGGGCGCCUACCCCGCCUCCAGCGUGCAGCACAUGUUGCACACGCUGCUGCUGGUGGUGCGCGACCCCGAGCCCGCCGCCUGGGCCGCCAAGCUGGCGCUGCUGUCCUACUUCCUCAUGGACGCAGGAGCGCUGGAGGCAGCGGCGCCAGGCGGCGCGGGCGCAGCAGCGGGGCUGGGGCCGGGGUCGGCGGCGGGCGGCGGCGGCGAGGCACGGGUGGAGGCGGCGCUGGAGGAGCUGCGGCGCACGUUCCGGCUGAGCGCGGCGGACGUGGGCGUGUGGCAGUGCAACUACCUGCUCGACUGCGCCGUGCCGGACGGACCGGACGGGUCGGAAGACCCCUAUCUGGCCCGCGCCUGCUCGCUGCUGCCGUCCUGCGUCACGCCCACGCUGCCUUUCGCCUUUAUUGAGGCGUUGCUGGCCCUGGGCCGGCCUGGCGUUGCGCUUGCGGUGGACCGCGGCCAGUCCGGCUCCGAGGCGUCCGGCAGCGGCCCCGCCGCCGCGGCAGCAGCCGGCGGCGCCGCUGGCACCUCGGGACGGCCGUGUCGCACCUUGGCGCAAGCCACCACCCUGCUAGACACGCGACUGCGGUGCGGUCUCAUGACGGAAGCCUUCAUGCUGCUGCGCCAGCACGUCAGCGACCUGGCGGCACGGCUGCAUGCAGCCGGCGGCGGCGGCGGGGCCGGCGGCCGCGCGGAGCUGGAGGAGCACACACGGGUGCUGCUGGGCCGGCUGGCGGAGUGGGCGGCGGUUCAGGACGAGGCGGGCGCAGCGGCGGCCAUCGCGGCGGCGGGCGGCUCCACCGCCACACUGGCCGCGGCCGCCAGCACGGGCUGGCUGAACCGGCUGACGGAGCUGCCCCUCAACGCCACCGAGGAGAGUGUGCUGGUAUCUUGGCUGGUGGCGGAGGCCGAGGCGGGCCGCCCAGCUGGCGACUUCCUGCCGCUGUUCUUCCUGCAGCGCGGCCGCGUCAAUGAGGCCACCGCCGCCUGGCGGAGGUGGGACGCGCGGCAGGCGGCGCUGGCGGCGGCGGGCCGGCGGCGCUCCCCGGUCAGCGACCUAGUGGCGGCGGCGCUGGACGCGGCGCACUGCGGCGGGCUGCCGGGGCCGCUGCGGAACGUGAUGGUGCCCGCGCCGGCACCCGGGGCCGAGCAGCCGGCGGCAGCGGGAGCCAGCGGCGUACCGGACCUGGCGCCUGGACAGGGCGCUGUGGGCAUUCUGGCGGGCCUGUUGGACCACAUGUCGCCCGAGCAGCCCCUGGCCGUGCUGCCCUUCCACGGAGCCGAGCCGCCGCCGCUGGUGUCGCGCGCGGUGCAGCUACCGGCGCCCCACAUCACCGCGGCGCAGCAGGCCGCCGCCGCAGCCGCCCCGCCCGGGUCCUCCUCGCAGCCCCAGGGGCACCAGCAACAGCAGCCGUUUGUGGGCAUGCCGCUGCAGCUGCCCGCAGCGGCGCCGUUCCGCGCGCCGCCGCCGACGCCCGGGCCUGACGCGUUCGGAGCGGGCGGGUACCAGCAAGGCCGCUUCUUCCGGCCCGCGCCGGGCGGCAGCGGCACGCUUGGCGUGUCUGGUGGCGGCGCGGGCAUUGGCAGCGGCACAGGUGCGGGUGGCGCUGGGGGCCUCUUGUUCAGCGUUGGGGCAGGCGCGGUUGCGGCGGGGCCGGCACCCGGUGGCGGCGUUGUGGGCCCGGCGGCGCUUGCGGCGGCGCGCAGCACCAAGCGCUACAAGCCUAAUGACUGGUUCUAGUAGAAUAUGGCACACAACGGCUGUUAGUGCCGCCCGUGAUGUCUCCGUGGGCGUGGUGGUUGCAUGGUGGCCUUAACUCUUGCCAGGCUUUUUCGGCUAUGUCGGUGGAUGACGGACGCAGGGAAAUCUCGUGUGGUAGCAUGACGAAGCGAUGACGUUGAACUCGCGCGCGUGAGGAUACUGCGGCAGCUGUAGGCCUGCCGCCACACGCAUGUGUUUGUCACGGGCUGCGUGCCUGCGGGGCGGGCGUCCUCGUCUAUGUGUAGCGUGCAGGUGGAGGGCCUUUCUCGGGGAACUGACGGUGUGGUGCAGGACGACUGGGAGCUAGGCAGGGUUGGAAACCGGUGGAGCACACUGGACAGACGGCGGACCGCAUGAGGAGUGGUGUGAUGGUGGGGUGCAGUUUCAUCUUGGGUUCUUACAGGUGCAUUGCAGAGGCAAUGAUCACCGCCGCCUAAAUAGAUAGCCUGGGCCAGUCACGAUCACAGCCUACCGCAAACCUCCCAGCUCCGCAGCGCGAUGGCUCGCCCUUUGUGGGGACUCACAGUCAAGUGUGGAAUAGCGGGGAGGCAGUGUGUUGCUGGGACGGGCUGUGAGCGCAUUGUGUCGUGAGCGAGGUUGGGAGAGGAGACUGGAGCAAGGGAGGGUUGGAUCGUGUUGGAGCGCCAGGGCAAGCAACUUUGUAAGUGCGGCCUCAAAGCGUUGAGCCCAGCAGGUGCUAUCCCUCGAGGAUAUUUGGCAUUGGCUUUGCCUAGACCUCAGCUUGGUCUCUCGUCGGCUUUGGCCUCAUGGCCAGGGGCGGUGCACUUUAGUGCCCGUUUUCAUGUGUUCAUUGUUUUCAAGAGUUUCUGCAUUCGAUAAAUAGCCCGUCGAAGGCUGUACUGGUAGCCGAAAAAAGCAAAAAAGACAACAACCCUAAUGUAAGGUUCUUGCCGAGGACUAAGGCUGUCGCCCCCCUUUGGGGGGCGAGCCAACUUCGAAGUACUACCGGAUCUCCAACAUCAGGGAGCUGUGCCCACAGGAAUUACAAGUCCUGGCGGCCUGCCUCCAUCUGGUCUCUUCUUCGCAUGCACGUCAGCCACAAGUGACAGUGCAUCUUUGACGGCUAGCGUCAAGGUUGUUGGCAGAUAGAGCGGCUCUUUCGGCGGCUCAGGCGGCUCCCCUGCACCCAUUCGGCACACCUCUAGCGGGACUCCAGGCGGGCCUGACGAAGCCCCUUUGGCACGGACGUUAAAGUGGCGCAGGUGCUGCCGUGCUGGUAAAGGAGACUGAAA